Molecule: messenger RNA, 735 nt
Organism: Lactuca sativa (garden lettuce)
Lineage: Eukaryota; Viridiplantae; Streptophyta; Magnoliopsida; Asterales; Asteraceae
Product: chaperone protein dnaJ 11, chloroplastic
Source: RefSeq, a predicted model, not a curated record
AUAUAUUCAUUUUAAAUUCCAACUCACCACAAUUCGAUUCUACGCAUCUAUCUAUAUAAUUAUAAUCCAAACCCUUAUCCAAUUCAUCUCACUUCACACAAAUUUUAUAUCUACAUUCCAAAAUAUGGCAUUUUCAACUUCAUCUUGCUUCUUCACUUCCCCCAAUUUCUCCACCAAUCAACACCCAUUAACGCCGUCAACCUCCGCCAGAAGCGCCAAAUCUCGGAUUUCAGCCACUUACGCAACCGCCACUCCCAGAUCUUCACGCAUUGCUACCCAACAAUCGUCACUAUACGAAGUGCUCGGGAUCCAAAUCGGAGCUGAUACGGUUGAGAUCAAGGCUGCGUACCGGAGAUUGGCGAGAGUUUUGCAUCCGGAUGUAAGAGACCAUGAUUCGUCAGCUGAUGAGUUCAUGAAGGUGCAUUCUGCCUACGCGACCUUGUCGGAUCCAGGAAAACGAGCCGAUUAUGAUCGGAGUCUGUUCGGGAGACAGAAAGUGGCUGUUAGGAGCUCCUCGUCGUCGGCGGAAUUCACCGGAUACAGUGGCCGGAGAUGGGAAACAGAUCAGUGCUGGUAGUUUGAGGUGGAGAUUGGUGUCUGACUGUUUGUAUGUACAUAUGUAGUAGCUCAUAGAUUAGCUUAAAACUGAAUUGCAAUUUACUUGGCCAUAUUUCAAAGCCAUGGUAUUGAAUAUUCAACAUCGAAGUAAGUAAGUAAAGUACUGAUAUUGAUGAA